GGCUGCGCGCUCAGUGCGCGCCUCCGGAUAGCGGCCUGGGUCCCGCCCGGGGCGGAGGGCCCUCCAGGGCCGGGAAAACUGCGAUUCCCGGCAUGCCCUGCCACGGGUGCGCCUGCGUACGGGAGCUACCGCGCUGGAGAGCGGGUGCAUAUGGAAACUACGAUGUCCAGACCAGUCCUCUGUCCAGCCCGCAUCAAUGCUACAGCUUCUGAAACAUUCAUGGUACUUCAGCAAAGGAUGAGAAUAGUUGAGGAACAGACCAGUUCUCUGAGGAAUGACCUAAUAAUGUUGGACUUUGGUGAAAAAGGAGGCCACUUGCAAACUCCAAAAUGUUUAGAGGAGCCUGUGAGCCAGAACAUCAUUAGCCCUAUCCAGAAUGAAAUAAUUUGUUCAGGAAAAACAGAUAUUUUAUGGAAGAACUGUGAGUUUCUGGUAAAUCGAAUGUGCCGUCUGGAAAGCCUCAUCCAGUCCUUGAAGAUGAACAUCUGUCUGCAAACUGAAAAAGAUUUGAACCCACAGAAAACAGAUUUUCUGAAGGAAAAACUGAAUACAAUACAGGAGGAGCAUUCCAGGGACCUGAAGCUGUUGCAACUGGAAGUGAUGAAUUUGCGCCAGCAACUAAGAGAUGUAAAAGAGAAAGAAGACAAGGCACAAGAUGAGGUGCAAAGGUUGACUGUGACUCUGCAGCUUGCCUCAGAGACAAAGAUUUGAAAGAAUGCAGCCAUUAUUGAAGAGGAACUGAAGACCACAAAAUGUAAAAUGAACCUUAAAAUUCAGGAGCUAAGGAGACAACUGUCUCAAGAGAAGCACCUAAGGGAAUCUGUUGAGAAACCUGGAUCAGCCAUGCUACUCAAAAUACAAGAAAUGGGAUCAACAGUGGAGGUGGAACGGAAACAGGUGCAAAUUUUGCAGCAAAACUGCAUUGCCCUACGCAUUUCUAUUCAGACCAACCAAGAACUACUGGCACAGGAGCGACAACAGAAAGGGGAGUUGGAGACCGCUACCUCACAGCUCAAGUCUGAUCUAGUUUCUAGAGAUGACCUCAUUUCCAAGUUGGUUGAAGAAAAUAAGAAUAUACAGAUGUCUUUCAACAAGGAACAUGAAGAAAAUGCAUAUUUGAGGUCUGAAAUAAUAUCCCUUCAUGAAGCAUCAGAAAAAGCACAGGUUUUGAAUGACCAACUGACUAGAAAGUGUUCAGAGCUGAACAGAAUGCUUCAGACUGUUAGAAUGGAAAAUACCAGAAUCAUUGCUGACCACCAAGCCAUUCUGCAGGAAGAACAGAAAAUGAUGACACAGACAUUUCAAGAACAAAACUUACUGCUGGAUGCAGCCCAUGCCAGUAUCACAAAUGAGCUACAGACUGUUCAGAAUGAGAAAACACAACUCCAAAUGCAUCUGGACCAUUUAAUCCUUGAGUAUAACCAGUGUAUCCAGAAAGCACAGGAUGCUGAGAAGAGGGCAGCUGUACAAAAAGAGCUGCUAGAAUCAACUAUUGCAAGAUUGCGAAGUGAACUGGAAGCAUCAAUACAAGAGAAGACCUCUCUGCUAGAGGAGAAAGAAGGACUUCAGAGAGAGGUUAAUAAAACCGAGAAAGAAAUAGCAGAAGAAAAAUGCAACUUGGAAAAGGAAUUAGCUAAAAGCAAGCUUGCCCAACAGCAGGUGGAAAAUGUCUUGGGAAAAAUUACUGAGAGUAAAAAUAAACUGGCCUAUGAAAAGGGAAGACUACAGAUAAAAGUUAAGCAGCUAGAAGAACAACUACAUUCUUUUACUGAAACCAGUUCACAGAACGACCAUCUACGCAAGUUCAGUAAGGCACUAGAGGGCAAAUAUGCUCAGGUGAAAUCCAUUCUUGAAAAGAAUGAAGGGGAGCUCUCACGAGUUGUGAAGGUUCGUGCUGCAGCCCUGAAAGAGACUCAGAAGUUGAAAGGUGACCUCGAAGCUUUGGAGGACAGGGGGAACAAGAAGGUGGGAAACUUUCAGCAACAACUGGCAGAAGCUAAAGAAGACAACUGCAAAGUUACAAUCAUGUUGGAGAAUGUGUUGGCUUCUUACAGUAAGAUGCAAGGCGCUCUGGAAAAAGUGCAAACAGAGCUUGGGCAGAGGGAUUCAGAGAUUGCAGGCCUCAAGAAAGAAAGGGCUCUACAUCAACAGCGGGUACAGAAGCUGGAAGCAGAAGCGGACCAGUGGCAGGCCAGAGUCCUUGUCGUGGAGGCCCAGCACAACAGUGAGAUGGAGCCUCUACAAAAAGCUCUGGAUGUAGCUAGAGAAGACAACAGGACACUGGCUAUGAGCCUGGAGCAAGCUCUCCAGACAAAUCAUCAUCUGCAAACAAAGCUUGAUCAUGUUCAAGAGAAACUGGAAAGCAAAGAACUUGAGCGACAGACUUUGGAAACCUUCAAAGAACAGAUGAGUGAAGAAUCCAAAAUAGAAGCAGAACUGCAUGCUGAACGCAUAGAUGCUCUAAGAAAGCAGUUUCAAAUUGAGAGAGAAACUGCAAAGAAAGCAGCACAACGGGAAGUGACUGAGCUGAAGAAAGCCCUUGAUGAAGCCAACUUCAGAUCAGUGGAGGUAUCCCGGACCAACCGAGAGCUGCGGCAGAAACUUACAGAGUUGGAAAAGACACUGAACAGCAGCAAGGACAAAAUAAAGAGUCAAAAGGCCCAAAUUAAGCUCCACUUGUCAGCUAAGACGAAUAAUGCUCAGAAUACAGAGAGGAUGAAGCAAAUAGAAACAGAAUUGAGGCAAAUGGAGAUAAUUAAGGAUCAAUAUCAGAAAAAAAACUAUGAACAGUCACUGAGUAUCCAGAAAUUUGUAUCUGAAAUGACUAACCUACAGAAGGAGAUGCAGCUGUUGGCCAAGAGCCAAUAUGAUCUGUCAGCUCGGAAUAAACAGCAAGAGCUGCGACUCGAGGCAGAGUGGAAGAGGAGGCGGGAGCUGGAGCGUCGGUGCCAGGAAUUGGAAGAAACUAUUAGACAUCUGAAGAAAUGUAAAGAGGCAACAGAGAAUAAACUGAAAGAAGCUAGUGUGGAAUCAGAACAGAUAACAGCUAACCUGGAAGAAGCUCAGCGCUGGUUUAACUGCAGACUCGAUGGCCUACAACUUGAGCUGACCAAAAACCGGUUGCAGAGGGAAGACAGGUGGCGGGAAAAGGACCAAGAUAAAAGGCACAACGGCGUAUCCAAUCAGUCUGCUCUACAUCGAUGGGAGAAUAAACAGAAUCUUAGACUUGUGCCCAAGAAGUGUCAUUCUGAACUAAAGAGAAAGUGAUUUCCUUGACAGAGGAGCUUCUUCACUUAGAACAGCUACAUCACCCUGAUUCCCUGAGCCCAGCAACUAGGGCUGGGCUGUUUCCAGCGUCAUCAGAACAUGAAGUCUUUGAUGUGGACUGAAGAUUUUGGACCUGAGUUUAUCCUUUUAUGAACUCUUUGAUAUCAAUAUAGAACCACCCCAUCUUUUUUGUCCCUUUCCCCCCAAUAAAUUUAUAUUAAUGUGUUGUAUGA
This is a messenger RNA of Orcinus orca (killer whale), 3500 nucleotides long. It is a transcript of the gene CCDC150, whose product is annotated as coiled-coil domain containing 150. The record is from RefSeq and is a predicted model, not a curated record. Lineage: Eukaryota; Metazoa; Chordata; Mammalia; Artiodactyla; Delphinidae.